CAUGGAUACAGCAAACGAUUGAAGUAGUUAAAAAAAUAAUUUUACAAAGUUUAAAAUCAAUUGUUAGGCACAAAAAUUAGACUAAUAAGUUUACCAAAUACGACAUUUGUUUAAAAAUGCGAAUCAAGUCAAGUCCAGCAGAGCUAAUUGUCGGCUCAUCCCAAGAUCUAGAUGAUGAUAUGUCAGACGUUGAGGAAGUCUUUAUUAGAGAUGGAAAAAGUGAGAAAAAUAGAGACAUUGAGAAUAAGCCAUUAAUGCCAUCAAGGAAGAAGCACCAACAUAAAAAUUCCAAAACGACACAGCAACUUAAAAUCUUAAAGAAACAGUAUAAAAGAUCCAGAUGCCAUCGAUGUUUGGUGCCAUUCUGCUAUACCUUAUUGUUAAUGCUUGUAAUGCUAAUCUUGGCAGCAAUUGUACUGACUUUAUUUCCUGUUCAGAAACUUAAACUUAUGUUCCAUAAUGCAUCGCCAAAGCUUUAUAAAGCUCUAAUGAUCAACAAUAAUGAGUUAGAGCCAUCGAUUCAAACAGUGGACAUUGAGCAAGUUCCAUGUCAAAAUUUAGCUGUAACGACUGUAUGGAGCAGGACAUUAACGAAACUUAAUUCUGAAGCUCCAGUAAGGAAGGCAGACUUAGAUGGUGACUUUAUUGACGAUAUAAUCAUAGGUUUUGGUGUCGAUGACUCAAUUUCAUUUGAUGGGAACAAUGACAUUCCACAAUGUACGAUACCAAAUAGUGGACAGAUAGAUUUAUGUGAAGGUGGAGUUUUGGCUAUAAAUGGAGCGACAGGUGAUGUUAUGUGGAAGUAUUGGACACCUUAUGCAAUAUUUUCGUUGUUCUGUAAAUUUGACAUAAAUGAUGAUCGAGUAAAUGACUGCAUUAUAUCCGGUCCUGGUGCUUUAUUGCAAGCUAUAGACGGAAAGUAUGGUAAACAGUUAUGGGAACUAAAGAAAUUUAGUAUUCAAAGUCCUGAAGAGAUUGACAUCAACUCAAUUGACCUCUAUACUAUUAAUAUCAUGCGAGACUUGAAUUCUGAUGGAGUGCCUGACAUCAUUGGUGCACACACUGACGAGAGAUUUGGAAUUCGAGAAGGUCACAUUCGAUUAAUAUCCGGUAAAAAUGGAAAAGUCAUUAGGAACAUCCCGUCGCCAUUUAAAGAAGAAAUCUUUGUUCCUGUACAACUUAUGACUUUGAAAGAUGGAACUGAAUUUUUACUUGUUCUUACUGGUGGACAAAACACGGCUGGUGGAGUUUACAAAAUUCGGCUUGAUUCCCUCAAAAAUUUCCAUGAUGACAACGAUUAUACGACUGUUCAGAGAUCUUCGUCUGGAUUUUUGGUACCUGCUAUUUUGACUGAUUUAAAUGGCGAUGGAGUUGAAGACUUUGUUGUGUCUUCAUUUAAUUCGACAAUUUAUGCAUUUAACGGAGCUAAUAAUUGUGUUUUGUGGACUUUUACAUUCCCAUCAUCAGAAAGUGUCAGUUCCAUUGUUCCUGGAUUUUAUAAUCAUGAUAAUGUGACCGAUUUUAUGGUUAAAUAUUCAACUGGCCCUGGAUUUCCUGUCUAUUACUAUUCUCAGACAACAAUUCUUGAUGGAACCACAGGAAAAUCAUUUUUGGACUCAAAGAUUACUGAUUCUGGCGGAGCUCAUUCUUUACUUGGUGGAAUUUCUAUAGCUCAAAAUUAUGGUGGUGAUUGGUUUCUUCACUUCCAAAGCUACUGUCGAGAUAAAUAUGAAAAUGCAAAAGAUCCAUACAAAUUUGUUCCUGAUUCUGACAUUAUUCAACAGUCACGUGCUGACAUUUGUAUGCUUCGUUACAAUACAUCUACAGUUUUAAAAUUGAAUGCUAUUAGUCGGCAUGUGGAACCACCAGGAAAUGUCAUAUUUAGUUCAGACAAUAUCCCACUUCAACUGAAUCAGUCUGACAAGACAUCAACAGUCACAGCAACGAACAACAAUGUCAAGCAACCUUUAAAACAUCCCAAAAUGAGAUUGAAGCUUGCACAAAAUCGUUAUCAGCCACAACCACCAAUUGAAGUCAAUAAGAAGCAAAGUAACGUAAAUGAACAAACAAUAAGGCACCAACAACAAGAGAAACCAGCACAACCUCAACAAAUCAGGAAUGAAGAACGCUUACCAAAGGAAGAUUUAGGCGAAAUGACACAAUUAGUUGCUGGAGAAGGUCAGAAACAAAAGGCUAUAAAGCUCAGAGAAAAACAACUUAGUCAGGACUUGGCAGAACAUCGAUUGAAGUUAAAACAGAAGGGAGUAAAUGUUGGAACAAACUUUGAGGAUGGAGAUACACCAAGUAAUUUUAAUGAGAUUAUGAAUAAAAUUUCAAUGAUGGAACUGCCAAGAGAAUAUAAAGAAGAUAUGUUGGACAUGAAUCAAAUGACUGAUGGAUUAGACAAGCCAGACUAUGAUAUGUACUACGACCAAACUCAACAGAAACAUAUUCCAAGAAGAUGGAAUUCCAAUAAUCGUGGCAUACGAAGUGAAACUGACUAUGGAACACCAUCGACAUAUGAAACGAUUCUUCAUGAUUUAGAGAAGAGCAGUAAGAAGCAGGAUGCAAAUUCUCAAACAGUCAAAAAGGUAUUAGAUGAUAGUGACGUGAAGAAGAUAUCUCAGCCAAUGCUCGAACCACGACCUGAAACUUUAUGGGAUAUCGAAAUUGAGAAAGAAAACGAUGAAAAGAAUCCAACCAGAAGACGUAGACGUGAAGCUAUAAAUAAUGAGAAUAUACUUCCGUCUAUAGCUUCAACAGGUGUUUUAUUGGAAUCACUAAACAAAACAAAUUCGUCGAUUGACUUUGUCUUUGUGCUGAACAUCCGUGAAUCGGAAGCAUUUCCUCCUUUAUUAACACAAGAAGACCUCAAUUGCGUCGAAAGCAAAAUGGCAGCUUUAGGAAGUUUCCAGAGUGACAUUGUCGACUGGCAGAAAGGAUUCCUUAAAGAAUGCCUAAAGAGUCGCUUGUCAGUGACUUUUAAUCAACAACUUCAAGACACAUCACAUUUUCCAGCAUAUGAAACACAAAUAUCUAUUGUACGCAUUUCAAUAUCAUGUACAUGCAAUGACUUGAAUGAAAAACGUGAAGUAUGUUCCACAUUUAAGAAUAUUAAGGAACAAAAGUGGCCGGAAUUUAUGGGCACGCAGUUAGAUGGAUCAUAUAAUAUUUAAAUAUAUUUCAAAUAACUUAUAAGUAACAAAAUAUCGAGAGACAGCAAGUGAGAGAACUAAAUAUACUAUAAAUAGGCAGCAGUUUGUCGUCGUGUAUGAUUGAAAACUUUAAAGAUGAAUAUUUUUAUUUCCUAUAUACAUAUAUUGAAGAAAUUAUUUAAUAAAAAAGACAUAGAUGGAAUUUAUAAGAGAGACAGGAUACAAUUAUUGUUUUGUUUUAUAUCCUUAUUAAGUAUCAUAGUCAUCAAAUUCCUGCUUAAUUUCCUCUUUCAUGUAAAAAUGUGACGGAAAGUCUGUGUGUUGGAACUCGUUUAAAUUGUACUGUGAAUCGACAAUGUUCUUUAGUUCCGAAACUUUAUCUGUAAAUUCUGUUGCUGUUUUUUGGUGUCUGUUGUAGAUCUCGUUCUUAAAAUAGUUAAUAAAGACUGCUGAUGACUCGCUAGUUAGAUUAAAGUAUGCCUUUUCGAAAGUCAGCACAUCAAUCUCAGUUUCUGUAUCCCGGUCAUCAUUUGUCAGUACAUUAACAAUCGAAUCCAUUAAAGCUUUAUAAAAGUAUUCUGUAGAAUCAGCAAGUAGUUGUAAAGCUGAAUCCUUGAUCUCAGUGAAGUCAUUAAUCCUCACGAGACCACAGAUUGACUUUUUAAGUGCCAUUUCUGCACACUUUUUGUUAACUUUUGGUACAUCUUUUGGCUUUCCAUGCGUAAAUUCGGAACUGACUGUCGAUAUGAAGCAGUUGAGUGUAUUUAAGGUUUUUGGAGCACUAAUUCUAUUUGGAAAGAUAUCAAGCGUGGUCUGGAGUGUCGGUACAAUUUGUUGAAAUGUAAACUGAUCAUUUUGGGAUGUAUCUAUCAGUUCCUCAAUUAAUUCUUGCUUCUGUUUAAGCCCAACGAUUUGAUUCACUGUAGAAUUUUUAUGCUGCAACUUUAUGCGAUUCUCUUUUGGUUCAAAAUAAACAGAUGAAUGUAAAAUCUUUAAUUCUGAUCUUUUCUCGAACAUUAUUUGUUUAUCUAGCUCCAAGUUCUUGGCUUGUUCCUCCUCAUUUUGUGGCUUUUCAGUAAAUUCUCCCCAAUAUGUUCUUUUCAUUACGAAAUUAAAUUAAUUUACGUUUGUUUAUUUUUAUCGUGCUUAUUUCUUUUCUCUAUUUAUGUUUUAGGUGUGUAGAAGUUUUAUUCAGGUAUUUUGAGGGAACUGACUAC
This is a messenger RNA of Chironomus riparius, 4372 nucleotides long. NCBI's taxonomy places the organism in Eukaryota, Metazoa, Arthropoda, Insecta, Diptera, Chironomidae. The record is from the annotation of a GenBank genome assembly.